AACAAAGAGAGAGAGAGAAAAAACCCACUGCCAACAUGUCUGACACCGAGGACGUGGAGCAGGUAGAGGAGGAAUAUGAAGAAGAAGAAGAAGUUCAUGAGGAAGUCCAUGAGCCAGUUCAUGAGCCAGGAGAAGCCCAUGAAGAAGAAGAAAAACCCAGAAUAAAGCUGACUGCUCCUAAAAUCCCAGAAGGAGAAAAGGUAGACUUUGAUGACAUCCAAAAGAAGAGGCAGAACAAAGACCUGAUUGAACUGCAGGCCUUGAUUGACAAUCACUUUGAGGCUCGGAAGAAAGAAGAGGAAGAGCUACUUGCCCUGAAGGACAGAAUUGAAAAGCGUAGAACUGAAAGAGCAGACCAACAAAGAAUCCGGGCUGAAAAGGAGAAGGAACGUCAGGCCAGGCUUGCUGAGGAGAAGGCAAGAAGGGAGGAAGAGGAUGCAAAGAGAAAGGUUGAGGAUGACAUGAAGAAAAAGAAGGCUCUGACCUCUAUGGGCGCCACAUACAGCAGCUAUUUGGCUAAGGCUGACCAGAAGAGAGGGAAGAAGCAGACUGCUAGGGAAACAAAGAAGAAAGUCCUGGCAGAGAGACGUAAACCUCUCAACAUUGACCACCUUAAUGAAGACAAGCUCAGGGAGAAGGCCAAAGAACUGUGGGAUUGGUUAUACCAGCUGGAAACUGAAAAAUAUGAUUUUGGAGAAGAGAUUAAGAGCAAAAAGUAUGAGAUCACCACCCUCAGAAACCGGAUUGAUCAGGCUCAGAAGCACAGCAAGAAGGCAGGAGCCAAGGGCAAAGUCGGAGGGCGCUGGAAGUAAAGAAACAGAAAGUGACCGCAGACAGGAGCAUCUCCGGUGGCGUGGCUAAACACCGCUGGCCUCCCCUUAGCCCUUUUCACAAACCAGUUCUGUUCUUAUGCCUGAGCAACACAAAGAUCACAACACCAGCCUGGAUUGCCUACUGCUUUGUUUUUCAGGACUCCAGCAGCUUUCCGAACCUAGGGGAAGGUCACUGGGGAGCUGAGAUGAUUCCCUCCUGGCAUCUUUACAACCUGCUGCGUGUUUUAUUUUCCUGAUACCAGCUCUAUGCCCCCCAGUAGAUUGCUGUGUACAAAUCUCUGGAUUUUGUAAAUAAAGUGUGACCGAUACCUACUUCAAUUAUAUAUGC
Gavialis gangeticus (Gharial) is the source of this 1161-nucleotide messenger RNA. RefSeq names its product troponin T3, fast skeletal type (gene TNNT3). The record is from RefSeq and is a predicted model, not a curated record. Gene Ontology annotation, molecular function: tropomyosin binding; troponin C binding; troponin I binding. The transcript is spliced from 17 exons. Bases 36 to 812 code for a protein of 258 amino acids. Gene Ontology annotation, biological process: muscle contraction; regulation of muscle contraction; sarcomere organization. Gene Ontology annotation, cellular component: troponin complex. Lineage: Eukaryota; Metazoa; Chordata; Crocodylia; Gavialidae.